Tuber melanosporum (Perigord truffle) is the source of this 318-nucleotide messenger RNA. RefSeq lists its product as uncharacterized. Bases 1 to 318 code for a protein of 105 amino acids. The record is from RefSeq and is a predicted model, not a curated record. Gene Ontology annotation, molecular function: disulfide oxidoreductase activity. NCBI's taxonomy places the organism in Eukaryota, Fungi, Ascomycota, Pezizomycetes, Pezizales, Tuberaceae. The transcript has 2 exons.
AUGAAGGGAACUCCGGAAUUCCCGCAGUGCGGGUUCUCCCGCGCUUCCAUUCAGAUUCUGGGCUUGCAGGGGGUUGACCCGAAGAAAUUUGCAGCCUUCAAUGUUUUGGAGGAUGACGAGGUUCGGGAGGGUAUCAAGGAAUACUCCAACUGGCCAACUAUCCCUCAGCUCUACGUUAAUAAGGAGUUUAUUGGCGGAUGUGAUAUCCUUGUCUCAAUGCAUCAGUCUGGGGAACUUGGGGAUUUGCUGGAGAAGGAGACGGUUCUUGUCCCGCCGGAGGAGAGCGCCGAUGCCAACGCCGAGAAGCCGAGUUCUUAA